Molecule: messenger RNA, 1077 nt
Organism: Scleropages formosus (Asian bonytongue)
Lineage: Eukaryota; Metazoa; Chordata; Actinopteri; Osteoglossiformes; Osteoglossidae
Gene: wnt8b
Product: wingless-type MMTV integration site family, member 8b
Exons: 6
Coding region: 1-1077 (358 amino acids)
Biological process (GO): cell fate commitment; multicellular organism development; canonical Wnt signaling pathway
Cellular component (GO): extracellular region
Molecular function (GO): frizzled binding; cytokine activity
Source: RefSeq, a predicted model, not a curated record
AUGUUCAUGCGUUUGGACGUCUGCUAUUAUGUUUUCAUUCUGAUGGCCCACAUGAAGUCUUGUUGCAGUUGGUCUGUUAAUAACUUUCUGAUGACUGGCCCAAAGGCUUACCUCAUCUACUCCAGCAGCGUGGCCACCGGCGCCCAGUCUGGCAUCGAGGAGUGUAAGUUCCAGUUCGCCUGGGACCGCUGGAACUGCCCCGAAAGAGCCCUGCAGCUGUCCACGCACAGCGGACUGCGCAGCGCGAACAGAGAGACGGCCUUCGUUCACGCCAUCAGCUCCGCCGGGGUCAUGUACACUCUGACCCGAAGCUGCAGCCUCGGCGACUUCGACAACUGCGGCUGCGACGACACGAGGAACGGGCAGCUCGGGGGCCAGGGCUGGCUGUGGGGCGGCUGCAGCGACAACGUGGGCUUCGGGGAAACCAUCUCCAAGCAGUUCGUCGACGCCUUGGAGACGGGGCAGGACGCGCGGGCUGCCAUGAACCUGCACAACAACGAGGCGGGCCGCAAGGCCGUGAAAGGCACCAUGAAGCGGACGUGCAAGUGCCACGGGGUGUCCGGGAGCUGCACCACUCAGACCUGCUGGCUGCAGCUGCCCGAGUUCAGGGAGGUGGGCAAUUACUUGAAGGAGAAGUACCACAAGGCCCUGAAGGUGGACCUCCUGCGGGGGGCCGGGAACAGCGCGGCUAGCCGCGGCGCCAUCGCCGACACCUUCAGCUCCAUCUCCCGCAAGGAGCUCGUGCACCUGGAGGACUCGCCCGACUACUGCCUGGAGAACAAGACGCUGGGCCUGCCGGGCACCGAGGGUCGCGAGUGCGUCAAGAAGGGCAAGAACCUGCGCAGGUGGGAGCGGCGCAGCUGCAAACGGCUGUGCGGAGACUGCAGCCUGGCCGUGGAGGAGCGCAAGGCCGAGACGGUGUCCAGCUGCAACUGCAAGUUCCACUGGUGCUGUGCGGUGAGGUGCGAGCAGUGCCGCAAGACCGUCACCAAGUACUUCUGCGUGAAGAAAGGCAAGGGGGUGAAGAACGACACGGCCAGCAGGGGCAAAACCCUGAGGCCCAAGAAGAAGCACUGA